GAACGAAACAAGAAGCCACCAGCCCGAGGUGCAGCGGCAAUCAAGAGCAGAUCAGCAGAGACGAGCGCACGUGCCAUCAGCAGCAAUGGCCGCCGCCGCAACCACCUCCUCCCACCUGCUCUUGCUCUCCCGCCAGCAGGCGGCCUCCCUCCGAUGCCGCCUCUCCUUGCUCGGCCAACCCAGGAGGCCCGGCAGGGCCGCGGCCGGCCAGGCCCAGGCGCCGGGUGCCGGCGUGCGGUGCAUGGCGGCCGUGGACACGGCGCCCGCAGCCACGGAGACGAGCAGCACGAAGAGCAGCUACGAGCUCGUGACGCUCACGACGUGGCUGCUGAAGCAGGAGCAAGCCGGGGUGAUCGACAACGAGAUGACCAUCGUGCUGGCCAGCAUCUCCACGGCGUGCAAGCAGAUCGCCGCGCUCGUGCUGCGCGCGCCCAUCUCCAACCUCACCGGCGUCCAGGGCGCCGUCAACGUGCAGGGCGAGGACCAGAAGAAGCUCGACGUCAUCUCCAACGAGGUGUUCUCUAACUGCCUCAAGUCGAGCGGGCGCACCGGCGUGAUCGCGUCGGAGGAGGAGGACGUGCCGGUGGCGGUGGAGCAGAGCUACUCGGGCAACUACAUCGUCGUGUUCGACCCCCUCGACGGCUCCUCCAACAUCGACGCCGCCGUCUCCACCGGCUCCAUCUUCGGCAUCUACGCCCCCAACGACGAGUGCCUCGCGGACGUUGAGGACAAUGGGACCCUUGAUUCCGUGGAGCAGAGGUGCGUCGUGAGCGUGUGCCAGCCGGGGAGCAACCUGCUGGCCGCCGGCUACUGCAUGUACUCGAGCUCGGUCAUCUUCGUGCUCACCGUCGGCACGGGGGUGUACGUGUUCACGCUGGACCCCAUGUACGGCGAGUUCGUGCUGACGCAGGAGAAGGUGCAGAUCCCCAAGGCCGGCAAGAUCUACGCCUUUAACGAGGGCAACUACGCGCUCUGGGACGACAAGCUCAAGCAGUACAUGGACAGCCUCAAGGAGCCCGGCGACUCCGGCAAGCCCUACUCGGCGCGGUACAUCGGCAGCCUCGUCGGCGACUUCCACCGCACGCUGCUCUACGGAGGGAUCUACGGGUACCCCAGGGACAAGAAGAGCAAGAACGGCAAGCUGAGGCUGCUCUACGAGUGCGCGCCCAUGAGCUUCAUCGUGGAACAGGCCGGCGGCAAGGGCUCCGACGGCCACCAGAGGAUUCUUGACAUCACGCCGACAGAGAUCCACCAAAGAGUGCCCCUGUACAUUGGGAGCGUGGAGGAAGUGGAGAAGGUGGAGAAAUUCCUGGCAUGAAUGUACCUGCUUAAUGCGAGAGCUCUUUCAUCAGAUGAACUGCUACGACCGACCAUACAGUAUAUAUUGUAGAAUUUUGUUGUGAUGAUGCGGAAGAAAUCCAUUUUGAAGAAUUCCGUUCUCGAGUUGUGAAGUUAGGGAGGGGAUUCAUAUCACGUAUGGUUUCAAUUUUCAUAUGCUACGGAACUUUAAAAGGUUCUGCA
Panicum hallii is the source of this 1521-nucleotide messenger RNA. RefSeq names its product fructose-1,6-bisphosphatase, chloroplastic. Gene Ontology annotation, cellular component: cytosol; cytoplasm. The transcript has 4 exons. Gene Ontology annotation, biological process: fructose 6-phosphate metabolic process; sucrose biosynthetic process; gluconeogenesis. The record is from RefSeq and is a predicted model, not a curated record. Bases 86 to 1318 code for a protein of 410 amino acids. NCBI's taxonomy places the organism in Eukaryota, Viridiplantae, Streptophyta, Magnoliopsida, Poales, Poaceae. Gene Ontology annotation, molecular function: fructose 1,6-bisphosphate 1-phosphatase activity.